AUGCUGCCACCUAACCUCCUGGGGCAUUCGAGGGUGUUUUUGCUCCUGGUACUUGUCUGCUUCGCCCAUGUGCGGCGGCGGCUCUCCAACACCCCGUCCUUUCGCCGCUCGCUGCUCUCUGCUCUCCGUGAGAGGUCUGCAGACGAGGAGGAUGCCGUCUGGGCAGACCAGCAGCGCGAAGGCCGGGUCUCCGACGCAGUGUUGUCCUGUCCCGGUUGCUUCACCACCCUAUGCAUCGACUGCCAGCGUCACGAAAAGUACCACCACCAGUACCGGGCCAUGUUUGUGAUGAACUGCGCAGUGGAGGCAGAGGAGGGGUAUGACCCGACAGCGGGGGGCCAGGCAGGCAGUGGCGGCGGCGGCGGCGGCGGCGGCGGCAGGCGGCCUAAACGCGCGCGUGGCUCAGCGCGAUACCGCCGAGUAACGUGCGGUGUUUGCGGAACGGAGGUAGGGGCGCUGGAGGUGGAUGAGGAGCUCUACCACUUUUACCACGUCUUCCCUAGCAAUGCCUAG
Volvox carteri f. nagariensis is the source of this 513-nucleotide messenger RNA. RefSeq lists its product as uncharacterized. Bases 1 to 513 code for a protein of 170 amino acids. The transcript has a single exon. Lineage: Eukaryota; Viridiplantae; Chlorophyta; Chlorophyceae; Chlamydomonadales; Volvocaceae. The record is from RefSeq and is a predicted model, not a curated record. Gene Ontology annotation, cellular component: nucleus. Gene Ontology annotation, biological process: positive regulation of cell population proliferation.